AUGGACGCGGAAUAUGGCCAAAUCAACUAUGCAGACAUGGAACCCGAAUACGAUAUGGAAUUCGCCCGAUAUGGUCCGAAUCCAAUGGAGCUCCCCAUGUCUCCCCCUUCAACUCCACCACUCGAUGCUGGAGAUGCAGAAUUCAGAAGAGAAUUAUCCCCAUUUUCUGAGGCAUCCUCAAUGACCAGUGUGACCAGCACCGAUUCCGUCGGCUAUUAUCGUGAAGAAGGAGGAAGAAUGUUUCCAAACCUGCCGGACGCUCCCACCGUGCUACCGGUUGAUUCUGCAGAAAUGCGGCGUCUGUCAGGUCAAUACAACCUCGUGAAGCUUGUCGUGGGCGACAAUCAUUUCGAAGAGAUCCACGAGCUUCUAAAUCCCCCAUAUGAAGCGAGUAUUCGCGUUCUGGACGUCAUCAGCAAUUCUCCUUGGAUUGACGAAAUGGCAAAGGAGUACCCACACGUCAAAUUCACUGGGUGCAACCUUGUCCCAACAAGGCACCCUCAUAGCCCGAAUAUCCAACUUGAGGUCUAUAACCUUCACGAUGGAUUCCACGGCAGAGACGAGUCUUACGACAUGAUACAUAUGUUUGGGACAUUUAAAUUUAGCCGCGAUUUCAAAGGCUGGCUCCGGGAAAUGCGACGGUUGCUCAAACCAGGAGGGAUACUGAUAAUAAUUGAUAUGGAAAUGGCAGUCUGGCUCCGAGACGGCUCCGAUCCUUACAAUGUUAUCCCUUCUAUAUGGGAAUACACUGCCCGUAUGUGCGAGGGUCUCUACGCUCAAGGCAUUGACUUGAGGGAUAUGAACAUGACUGGUACUUGGCUACGCGAGAUGGGCGGCUUUUCCCAGGUAGAAGACACAGUGACAAGCUGCCCUGUUGGAGACUGGGAAGAGGACGAACUUCAAAAGGAGAUCGGCACAAUGGCGCGGGAAAACAUCAUGUCUGCACUGAUUGCCACUCACCCGCUCUGGUACCGCGCGGGAAAGACGCAGGAGGAGAUCGAUCAAUUUAUCACCGCUGCUCGCGCGGAGCUCUAUGAAUCAAACGCGGAGUUGUUUGAACGUCUAUUUUAUACAUUCGCUCGGAAGGAAGAGAUGCCUUUUGAGGAUGAAAUUUAA
Molecule: messenger RNA, 1116 nt
Organism: Fomitiporia mediterranea MF3/22
Lineage: Eukaryota; Fungi; Basidiomycota; Agaricomycetes; Hymenochaetales; Hymenochaetaceae
Exons: 6
Coding region: 1-1116 (371 amino acids)
Source: RefSeq, a predicted model, not a curated record